UGUCAUUAGAAGAAACCUUUAAGGACCUCUGACUUAAAGCAGGAAAGACUCUACAACACACGGAUGGACUGAAAACAUCUGAAUUAGUCACUGGACUCCUCUUUGAAACCAACCAAAGGUACAAAUCGACGACUUGGUACAGUACAGUUCCACUGUUUUUGGAAGUUUUGCUCUGUUUUUUAUAGUUUUGAUCUUCAGUAUAAUAAUACAGCGGGACUUUGUGCUGGAGAUUGAAUCAGUUGGGACACUGAAGCCUCGGUGUCCAAACAACAACUUUGCAGCGCACUCUUGUAUUUGACUGUCUGAUUUGAAAUAUGUCCACAAUAACGGAACAGCCGUUUUAUGACGACUCGUUUCUCUCUGCUUAUGGCCAUCCAGGCGCAGCCCUGCCAGACUACAAGCUGCUAAAGCAGAAUAUGAACUUGAACUUCUCCGAUUCAUAUCGGAACUCAAACUUCAAGUCACAGCACCUGCGUGCCGACAGUGAUUUCUAUUCAGCGGGAACGGCGGACGUGGACUCCCUGAAGCUCGCCUCUCCUGAACUGGAGCGACUGAUCAUCCAGAACAGCAACGGGGUCAUCACUACAACGCCGACGCCUGCUCAGUACCUCUACAACCGCGGGAUCACAGAGGAGCAGGAGGGUUUUGCUGAAGGUUUUGUCAAAGCGUUGGACGACCUACACAAGAUGAACCAGAUGGCCCCUCCAAAUGUGUCCAUCGGCGCCGGUGGCGUUGCCUGCUCGGCUUCGGCCUCUGUGUACGGCUCCUCCAUGCAGCCAGAAUCGCUCGAGUACACCACUCUGAGUAGCUGCACCACGAACCCCAGCCUGUCUUCUGCAGCCAGCUAUCCCUCCACUACUAUCAGCUACCUGCCUCAUCAUCACCAGUACCAGCAUACCCAUGCCAUUGCGCACGGAUCUCACCUUUUCCAGCACUCUCUGGCCGGAGCGGGCAUCCACUCGCAGCGCUUCGGCGGGGUGAAAGAGGAGCCUCAGACAGUCCCCGACAUGCAGAGCAGCGACAACAGCUCUCCACCGAUGUCCCCCAUCGAUCUGGAGAACCAGGAGCGGAUCAAAGCAGAGCGCAAGCGGCUGAGGAACCGGCUCGCAGCCUCUAAGUGUCGGAAGCGCAAGUUGGAGCGCAUCGCGCGCCUGGAGGACAAGGUGAAAGUGCUGAAAACAGAUAACGCCGGACUGUCAAACACUGCUUCUCUACUGCGGGAACAGGUGGCCCAACUCAAACAGAAAGUAAUGACACAUGUGAGUAGUGGCUGCCAGCUCAUGUUAGCGCCGAAAGUGAAGUCUUAUUGAAGAUGCACUUUUAAUAACACUGGACAAGAAAUGCACUGACAACACAAUGAACAAUGCCCUUAUAAUCUACAUUGUACGCGAGAGCUGGACAACAAAAAGUAUCCUACACAGGAAUCUUACAAAACGAAAACACUUAAACUUGGGGCAUUUUUAAAAGUGUCAUCUUUGCUUUGCCUGUUUACAUGUUUGUUUCUAACUUAUGUGUUUGUCAGGUUGAGCCUGAUUACUUUUUGUACAGUAUAUUUAAACUAAACUUAUGAAAAGAAAUAUCUGGUGUUGGUUC
This is a messenger RNA of Monopterus albus (swamp eel), 1593 nucleotides long. RefSeq names its product transcription factor jun-B-like. Gene Ontology annotation, cellular component: transcription regulator complex. Gene Ontology annotation, biological process: regulation of cell cycle; regulation of transcription by RNA polymerase II; regulation of cell population proliferation. NCBI's taxonomy places the organism in Eukaryota, Metazoa, Chordata, Actinopteri, Synbranchiformes, Synbranchidae. Gene Ontology annotation, molecular function: DNA-binding transcription factor activity, RNA polymerase II-specific; transcription factor binding; RNA polymerase II cis-regulatory region sequence-specific DNA binding. The coding region runs from base 315 to 1310 and encodes 331 amino acids. The record is from RefSeq and is a predicted model, not a curated record. The transcript has a single exon.